Messenger RNA from Calypte anna (Anna's hummingbird), 3073 nucleotides. RefSeq names its product transforming acidic coiled-coil containing protein 3 (gene TACC3). The transcript is spliced from 16 exons. Gene Ontology annotation, biological process: cell population proliferation; mitotic spindle organization; cerebral cortex development. The record is from RefSeq and is a predicted model, not a curated record. Bases 259 to 2970 code for a protein of 903 amino acids. Lineage: Eukaryota; Metazoa; Chordata; Aves; Apodiformes; Trochilidae. Gene Ontology annotation, cellular component: cytoplasm.
CGCCCCGCCCAGCAUGCCUGGCGCGGGAACGCGCUCUCGCGGGGCUUCACCGGGCACUCCCCCUUGGAGAGCGCGCUUCUGAUUGGCGGACGCCUUCCGAAUGCCGCUUUCUCAUUGGCCGCCCGGCGCUGCCGUUGAAGUUUGAAAUCCAGUGGCGGCGGCGACGAGGAGAGCGCUGCUCGGCGGUGGUUACAGCGCUGGGAACCCCCAAGCAUCGCCUCAGCCCAGCGCCCUGCAGGCUCGCACCCCGUCGGCAGGAUGAGUCUGCAGAUUUUAAACACAGAAAACGGAGAAAAUGGAGGAAACAUCAAUGAUGAUUUAACAGUGGAAGACUGUGGCUUUUUCUUUCCACCACCAGAACCUACAGGGAGGCCUUCCAUCCUACGCCUGUCCCAGAAAGAAAACUUGCCACCAAAAAGUGUGGCAAAAGCUAUGAAGGUAACCUUUCAAACUCCUCUAAGAGAUCCUCAGACUCGAAAAAUCUUAAGUCCUACCAUGAUGGAUAAACUCGAGGCUACUUUCACACUUGAUGAUUACAAUGAAACCUUGGUAGAUGAUCUUAUAUCUGCACCUGUGGAUGUUGACACAUGUCAACAAAGGACUGAAGCUGAAAUAAAUAAUACAGUGAUAAAUACACAAAUGCCAGAGAAGGUCAGUGCAGCUCCUUACCCAGAUGAUGAGAUGCCAGUGAGGAGUCGAGGUUCCUACAAUCUUGAUUUUGAUAAUUUAAAUGACAUCAAUCCCUUUCAAAGUUCAGUGCAGUUGCAGUAUUCUCCUGGAAAUCUGCAGAAGUCUCCAGUAAGAGCACCUAGCAGCCCUAAGAAAGCAUCUGAAAAACAUAGUGGUUCUCUUCUGGAUGAUACAGCUUCUUUUGCUUCAGUCACUGCAAGCACAGAGUGCUCAAAUGAAGAAGAAAAUACUCUCUCCUCUGUAAAGGAAUCUGUACUGGGGGAGCUGGAGUCUAGCAAAUCCAGGCUGUCCCCUAAGCAAGCAACCAGUGACUCUGUGCAGGAUAUGAAGUCUGCUUCCACAGAUGUGAGCCAAAUGGAUAAUUCAGUGGGAUUAACAGCAGCAUCUACACCUCCUGUACAGUUAUCUGGCAACUUGGGUUCCCACAGCACUGAUGUAACCAGUUCUAAAACUGAGGAAUUGAAGCUUCAGAGUGUUUCGGUAGCAGAAAAAUCCUCUGCAGAAGAGUCAAAGCCUGCAGAAGAGCUGGCUGUCUCCAAAGGUGGAACUGUGGAAAAGCCUGAUGUCACCAAGGCUGCACCAGUAAAAUUGGAAUUUGAGAAUUCCACUGCUAGAAAGCCACCUCCUAAGAAACUAGGUAAAAGAACUGGAAUUAAGCCACCUUCCAGAAAAAUUCCUAUUCCCAAAACAAAACCAGUGAGUACUGAAGUGCAAAAAAAAACUAAUGUGGAAGAUGAAAUCCCUGUUCCAAAAGCAUCCUAUAGCUUGGACUGGGACAAACUUGAUGAUCCAAACUUUAAUCCAUUUGGAGGAGUCUCUAAAAUUUCUGGCUCACCCAAGUGUGAGAGCCCUCAGAAAGCUCACAUGGAAGAUGAGCAGGACAGUGCUUCAGCAAGAGGACAGCCUCUUCCAGUGGAGCAGGAUAACAGACCAAGUACCUGUGAAGCUACUGAGAGAAAAGAACCCAAAACUCCGGAAAUCAACAAACAGAAUGUAGUAGAAGACAAGACAAGAACUGAAGAAGAAAGGCCAGGAGUGCCAGCAGAAACUGAACUUCCAGGAGGGAUAGCCAUGGAGAAGCAAACAAGCCCAUCUCCAGCUAAUGCCCCCUCUCAAGAUAAUUUGGUUUCUGCUGACAGUGGAAAAAAGUCAGUGUCUGCAGAAGAAAUUAAGCCUAGUUCUCACAGAACUGAAAUAACAGCAGAUGAGCAGACACCUGACACUGAACCUGAAGAACUCUUCAGACCAUCAUCAGAAGUUCUAGGAAUGGGCAUAGACUAUCUGGAACAAUUUGGGUCUUCAUCAUUCAAGGAGUCUGCCUUGAGGAAACAGUCACUGUAUUUGAAGUUUGACCCUUUAUUGAGAGACAGUCCAAGAAAACCCAUUUCUGGUACUCCUGAAACAAAAAUGAAUAUCAUGACAGCUCCUUUUCAACAUGGUCCUGUUGCUGAUCUAAAUAAAUUGUUUGAAGAAGCUGAAGAGCCUGGAGUGAGUCUUCAAAAUGAAGAGAAACCAAAAGGACUGGAUCUUCUGGGAACAUUUACAACUUCUGACACAGUUCCCCUGAUUCCAGACUCCCUGACUGGUGAUGAUGUUCCACUCCCUCAUACUGCUUCUACAGAGGCUGCAGUGGAUGCUAUUAUAGAUGUGUUACAAUAUAGCCAGAAAGACAUGGAUGCAGCUGUUGAACUGGUUAAGAGAGAGGUUCAAGAGAAACAAUUGGAGGCACAGGAAUGGAAAAAUAAGUAUGAUAAGCUUCAUAUGGAAUACAAAGAAAUGGGAAAAAUAGUUGCAGAAUUUGAAAGCACAAUAACACAAAUGAUUGAGGAUGCUCAGAAGCAAAAGGAACUUUCAAAGAGAGAAAUGCAGAGGUUGGUGGAGGAAAAGCAACAAGUUAUUUCAGAUCUGAACUCAAUGGAGAAAUCUUUCUCUGAACUCUUCAAACGAUUUGAAAAACAGAAAGAUGCACUGGAGGGUUACCGCAAAAAUGAAGAAGCUCUGAAAAAAUGUGUUGAAGACUAUGUGGCUAGAAUUAAAAAAGAGGAGCAAAGAUAUCAGAUAUUAAAAGCCCAUGCUGAAGAAAAGCUGCAUCAAGCAAAUGAGGAAAUUGCCCAAGUCCGAAGCAGAGCAAACUCCGAGACUGCAGCACUGCAGGCGAGUGUCCGCAAAGAACAAAUGAGGAUCCAGUCUUUGGAGAGGAGCCUUGAACAAAAGACUAAAGAAAAUGAUGAAUUAACAAAAAUCUGUGAUGACUUGAUCUUGAAGAUGGGAAAAAUUUGAUAGCUUUUCUGUGUUGUAAAUAUGUUUAUUGUCUCUCCCUUUCUUGGGUGUUGACUUGCUUUUUAAUUAUGUAUGUUGGAAAAAAUAAAACUCUUGAUUUGCA